Molecule: messenger RNA, 514 nt
Organism: Prorocentrum cordatum
Lineage: Eukaryota; Dinophyceae; Prorocentrales; Prorocentraceae
Source: the annotation of a GenBank genome assembly
GGACCCAACCUCACCAUCCAGGAGCGAGCCCAGGUCUGCCGCGCCCGCAUCAAGCAGCUGGAGGAGGCGCUGGGCGUGGAGGUCGGGAAGCUUGACACGUGCCAGAGUUGGGUCCGCAUUCGGACAGAAGGUGUCAAGAAACUCGAGCUGGCGCUUGCAGAAGCAGACGGAGAGUGCGCUCUCAUUGUCUCCGAGCUUGCAGAUAAGAUUGGCAAGGGUGCUGAAGGUGGCAAGCAGCUACAAGUGUCAAAGGCCCCCCUCGCCGACGUCGCGCUGGAGGAGCGCAAGGACCAGUUGCGGCUACAGAUGCAGACAGCUACCAAGGACAUGCUCCGCGACGCCAUGGUCGAGGUUGAGAAGGUCAAGGUGCUAGCAGCGCUGGCGCUGAGGGCGCCCCUGAACGCCAGCCUGCAGGUGAAGCCGGGGAAAGCACCUGGGCAGCCGCGGCAGCCAAGGGCGGCGCGCCAGCAGCCAGCAGCGAGGGCCAAGGGCAGCGCCGACAGCGAGGACAUCC